Molecule: messenger RNA, 279 nt
Organism: Symbiodinium natans
Lineage: Eukaryota; Dinophyceae; Suessiales; Symbiodiniaceae
Source: the annotation of a GenBank genome assembly
AUGUUCAUGCCCAGUCAAGAGCUGUCUGAGGAGCGUCUCAGGCACGAGCAGCGUGUGGAGCACGUGAAGAAGGAGGAGUUGGCGCGCUUGGAGAAGCAUUCCGAGCCCCUCCGCCUCUAUCUCAUGAAGUUCGUUGUUCCAGCGCUCACAGGCGCCCUGGUGGAUGUCUGUCGAGAGCAGCCGGAAGACCCCGUGGGUUACUUGGCCGAGUACCUGUCCCUCUACUCGGAGGUCUCUGCGGAGAGGCGAGCGGCGCGGGCAGCAGAGGGGAAGUCAUAG